AUGAAAGGAAAAAGGUACGAGUUUAAGGUCGAAUAUGACUCAUAUGGUCAUCAUAAGAAUUAUUCUAAAUUUUUCUUACGCGAGGAAGAGAUAAAGCGAUUUAGUUCGGAGUUAUUAGUGAAAUACUUGCAUGAAAAAUGUGACAUUCCACCGACUGAGCUGUUGCGUAUUAGAUACAUGGACAGAGACAAGGAUUGGAUUGAUCUAAGAUGCGAUGACUUUGACUCAUUAGUGGAUAUGAUCGAAACAGCUGAGCCUAUUCCAGACCGCGAAGAUGCA
This is a messenger RNA of Paramuricea clavata, 279 nucleotides long. The record is from the annotation of a GenBank genome assembly. Lineage: Eukaryota; Metazoa; Cnidaria; Anthozoa; Malacalcyonacea; Plexauridae.